AGUUUUAAGUUUUUGCUAAACAUUCGGCAGUUCUACAAACUCAUUGGGAGAAGCAAGUCCGCGCUCGGAUCGUAAGGCUCCGCAAAAAGACAACCAUGGAGUCCUCAAGACAUAUUGUAGAUUUACCAUUGGAACUUUUACAUAAAAUAUUCGACAAUCUUCACGUACACGAUCAGUGCUCACUAGCCUUGACUCAUCCAUAUCUCAGGCAGGCAUUUAUUUACCAAGCCGGAAAUCGAUACAACAAGAUUUUUCCCACACUUCAUUUUAAGCCUUGGUCGAAUAUUUUGGCGCUCUGUGGCUCAACUGUUUCCCAUAUUUCGGAAGAGUUCUUCAUUUUGGAUGAAAAUAUGAGGACAAUAAUUCAGCAGAAUUGUACAAAUUUGCAGAGCAUCAGUAUCGGUAUAAACGAGAGCAACUGCUACAAGGCCAGAGCCUUCUUGAGCAACCUUAAAUCACUGCGGUCAGUAAAUUUGUGGAUAGAGUGUGUAGCGACCCCCAGAAUUUUCAGGGUGCUGAGAAAAAUAACAUAUUUGAAAGGUUUGGAAUUCCAUCGUUACUCCGGACCAGAGGAGUACGAAAUGUCUAACUUCCUUGAGUUGGAAUCCCUAUCCAUUUGCAUUAAUUCAAAGAAAACACACAUUGAUGUUUUGGUGUGGUGCCUUUCCCUGACAAAUCUACGCUGUUUGAAACUGACUGGUUUUGAAGAAUGGCGAUCGAUCUAUGGUCCUAAUACAAAUAUCGCCUUGGAUGAGCUUGUGUUACAUGAUUGUGUACCUACUUCAGAAUGGCCAGUUUUUAAUCAGCUAAAAACCUUAAGGGAUUGUUACUCAAAUUGGGUACGUUCACAUCACCAAUUUGCUUUAAAGCAUGCGAAGACCCUGGAAAAACUAGCGAUAAGCUGUGUAUUAUCCGAAAAUGAGUUCUUUGAAAUAUUACUCAGCUGCAAGAAUUUACGUUACCUUGAGAUAAAAAAACUAAACAUGCAAAUUGGUAAAGAGAACUUGGUCCUAAUGCUAAACAUUUUAAAAGAAAAUGCCGUCACCCCCCAAGCACCUUUUGAAAUUAGACUUGAUCAAAUGAGUUACGUUCAAAAUCUGCUGGAGAACGUUUCCGGUUCAGAAAUAAUUCGUUUUCUUGGGUAUAAUUCACAAGGAAAUUAAGCAUUUUAUUAAUUUAUAUAUAUAAGCAAUUCACAAUACUUUUAAGCUUUAAUAGCCAUUAAAUUUAAGAAAUUAAAGAGUAACUCGACUAUCAGAUACCCGUUACUCAGCUUGAGGGAGCAAACUAAAAGUCGAGAUAUAUAAGCAGCAAGGAAAUAUUGUAAAGCGGCAGCUACCGGCUAUUUCUUUAUAUGUUUUGUGGGGAGCAGACAGUUUUAAGCGUUUCAGCCGUUUGGGGGCGUAAGAGUGGGCGUGGAAAACAUUUUUUUAGGUCAAUCAAAAGGUUUUAAGGAGACAAAUACAUUUUGGCAAAAAAAAAACAAAUUCUAGCAUGACAAUUGGAACCACCACAGUUUUGUGCGGCUUGUGGGCGUCAGUCGAUAGGUAUUGAUGAGACGAAUACAUUUCAGUUAAAAUUUUGCGUCUAUCAUAAAACUUUAGGCGCUAAAGAUUUUUGCGGACUGAUGGCAUAAAAGUGGGCGUGGCUCCCCGCUGAAACAAACUCGCACUGCGAAGGAAGCCCAGGAAUCUGGAUGUCAAGUUUGACUGUUUUAGCUCUCAUAGUAUCCUAGAUCUUAGCGUUCAUACGGAGUGACGGACCGACGGAGAGGCGGACAUGGCUGAUCGACUCGGCUAGUCCUGAUCAAGAAUAUAUAUACUUUAUGGGGUCGGAAACGCUUCCUUCUGCCUGAUACAUACAUACUUUUACUCUACAAGUAACGGGUAUAACAACAUUGUGUUAACAAAUAUUUGUUCUCAACAAUGGUUAUUAAGGUGAACUAAAUUACAUUUAUUUUGUAACGCAUUAAUACUACUUUUAUUUUCAAUAUUAUCAAUGUAUAAUUUA
Drosophila biarmipes is the source of this 2010-nucleotide messenger RNA. RefSeq lists its product as uncharacterized. Bases 96 to 1163 code for a protein of 355 amino acids. Gene Ontology annotation, molecular function: protein binding. The transcript is spliced from 3 exons. The record is from RefSeq and is a predicted model, not a curated record. Lineage: Eukaryota; Metazoa; Arthropoda; Insecta; Diptera; Drosophilidae.